ACUCGCACCAGAUGUUGACAUUCCGACUUGACAGGUUUAUGCUCAGCAUGGGAGACAUCUCCGGGGAAGGGAGCUGUACUAUAAAACAUGAACUGACAAGUGCCAAUCUCACUGGACACAGAGAAAGAGUUGGAUUAGAAAACUUUGAGCUACUGAAAGUCCUGGGAACAGGAGCAUAUGGAAAAGUUUUCCUGGUUAGAAAAAUUACUGGUCAUGAUGCAAACAAACUCUAUGCAAUGAAAGUGCUUAAGAAGGCUUCCAUUGUACAAAAAGCAAAAACAACUGAGCACAUCAAGACAGAACGGCAAGUGUUAGAACAUAUUCGACAGUCUCCUUUUCUGGUCACGUUGCACUAUGCCUUCCAAACCGACACCAAGCUUCAUCUUAUACUAGAUUAUGUGAAUGGUGGUGAGUUGUUUACACAUCUAUACCAAAGAGAACACUUCACAGAAGAAGACGUUCAAAUCUAUGCAGGAGAGAUUGUGUUAGCACUAGAACACCUUCAUCAGCUUGGCAUCAUAUAUCGAGACAUCAAGCUGGAAAAUAUUUUAUUGGAUGGUGAUGGUCAUAUCGUUUUGACAGACUUUGGACUCAGCAAGGAAUUGGUCACUUUUGAGGAUGAAAGAACAUAUUCAUUCUGUGGUACCAUUGAAUAUAUGGCACCAGAGAUUAUUCAAGGAGGAAGUAGUGGCCAUGAUAAGGCAGUUGAUUGGUGGAGCCUUGGGGUCCUUGUGUAUGAACUGCUGACCGGAGCUUCGCCUUUCACCGUGGAUGGUGCAAAGAAUUCUCAAUCAGAAAUCUCAAGGCGAAUCUUAAAAAACGAUCCUCCAUUUCCUUUGGAAAUUCAGCCCACUGCCAAGGAUCUAGUACAGAAACUGUUGGUGAAAGAUCCUAAACAAAGACUUGGGUCGGGGCUAACAGGAGCUGCAGAGAUAAAGUCUCAUUCGUUUUUCCAGGGCCUAAAUUGGAGAGAUUUAGCAACCAAGGCAAUCAAACCUCCCAUCAAACCAGUCAUCCAAAAUGAACUUGAUGUCAGCAACUUUGCAGAGGAGUUUACAAGAAUGGAUCCAGCCUAUUCUCCUGCUGCUCUUCCUCAACAUACAGAUUUAUUUAAGGGUUACUCAUUUGUUGCACCUUCUAUACUGUUUAAUCGAAAUGCCAUAAUGAACCAUACGUGCAUCUAUGAUCUGCAGAUGGCCAUAGAUCGACCAGACAAUAACACUGUUGCACGUAGUGCUAUGUCAAAGGAUUCCCUCUUUUACCAGAAUUAUGAAUUGAACAUGAAAGAGAAGCCACUCGGUGAAGGAAGUUUUUCUGUUUGUCAAAAGUGUCAACAUAAAAGGACUGGACAGGAAUACUGUGUCAAAAUAGUCAGCAGACGAAUGGAAGCCUGUACACACCGGGAAAUUGCAGCACUGAAGCUUUUAGGGGCACAUCCUAACAUUGUUGAACUACGUGAAGUUUACCAUGAUCAGUUACAUACAUAUUUGGUUUUGGAGUUGUUAAAAGGAGGUGACCUACUGGAACGUAUUAAAAAAAGGAAGCACUUUAGUGAAUCUGAUACAAGAAGAAUUAUGAGCAUGCUUGUUUCUGCAGUUCGUUAUAUGCACGAUUGUGGAAUUGUGCACAGAGAUUUAAAACCGGAGAAUAUUUUGUUUACUGAUCAGAAUGAUGAUGCAGUGAUCAAAAUAGUAGAUUUUGGGUUUGCAAGAGUUAAGCCUUCUGACAGCCAGCCAUUGAAAACUCCGUGUUUCACUUUGCAAUAUGCAGCUCCCGAAAUUUUCAAGCAAAAUGGUUAUGAUGAGUCUUGUGACCUGUGGAGUAUUGGAGUAAUAUUAUAUACAAUGUUGUCAGGACUGAAUCCUUUCCAAAAUAUGCAGCGAACUGUGAUAUCGAGUAUUGAUGAAAAAACAAGAACAACAAAAGAGGGAAACUACUCGCUUGCUGGAGAAGUCUGGAACAAUGUUUCUCAAGAAGCUAAAGAGCUGGUGCAAGGUUUACUUACUGUGGAUCCAAACUCUCGUCUGAAGUUAUCUAGCUCAAGAUUCAACAACUGGUUUCAAAAUAGCCAUUGCUUGUCCUCUAAUCCAUUGAUGUCUCCAAAUAUUCUUGAAUCUUCCACAAACAGUUACUUCAAAGCUUCUUUUAUGGCUGUUAACAAGUGCAAGAGAGAAGGAUUUUUCCUCCAAAGUGUUGAAAACGCUCCUUUGGCAAAGAGACGAAAGAUGAAGAAAAGUAGCACAAGUACAGAGACUCGGAGCAGUUCUAGUGAAAGCUCAAUUUCUUCUUCAUCUCAGUCUCAUGGCAGAACAUCUCCCAUAUGUAUCGUCCAAGUUCCUCUACCAGCAAAAACAUCUGCAUGUGUCUUCCAAUUUUCUGAAACUUUAAGUAAUAGUUUCAAUAAUACUUCACUCUAGCUAUUAUAAUAAUAAUUUUCAAUAUUUAAUGCCUUUUAAGAUUGAUUGGCAGCUGUACUUUUGGUCACUCAGAUGCCAAACUGUGGAAUCCUUCUCUAAAACCCUUUGGUACUCCAACUUUUCCUCCUGUCUGCCCCCUUUCCCAUCCACUCAAUCCCACUUAUUCUUCAUUGAAUGCCUUCCAAUUCUAUUGAAUGGUGGAGCAGGUUCAAGGAACUGAAUGGUUUACUCCUGCUCCUAAUUUUUGUGUUCUUUAAACUCACCUCUUCUACCAAGAUUUUUGUCACCUUUCCUAGUCUUUUCUCCUUUAGUCAGUUUUAGCAAAAUUUCCCUUGGACCUCCUGAAGCACAAAAAUGCAAGUCAAUAAUUUCAUCUUGUAAAAAGAGCUCAAAAGGUAACUUUGUUAUGAAAGUGUGAGUACUUUACAGAAAAGUAUUCUUGUACAUUGCCAAACAAUGAAGCUUGUUCUCUGAUGCAAAGAGAAGCAGCUUUAGAGUGCAAAUUUGAAUAACCAAGUGGCUUAGAGUUGAAAACUUAACAGCUUAAUGGUGAAAUAAGGAUGAUUUUAAGGGUGUGUUUCUGUUGUGAAGGUGAAUUGUCUCAUACUUAGACGUAGCUAUGAUUCUGGUUUUGUUUCGGUACAGCAUCUAUUUACUGUUCAACCUUGGUAGGGAAUUUUGAUGUUUGAUUUCUAGAAAGAAUGGGCUAAAGAUAUAGAAAGAAAUGUUUUACAAACAACUUGGGUGGCACAGUCAUCUCAACAUUUUGGGGUUUGUGAGAAGGAACAAGCAAUUAGAGAGCUAACCACUGACAGAUAAUUAGAGGAGGAUUAGGCGGAGUAGAUGGGCAUUAGCAUAAGAAUUGUUGGGGGAUAGGGAGAGUUAUUGUGAACUGUGAGUGUCUUAAUGUGCUUGAUGUGUAUCUUGUAAUUUUGUAAAAAUUAAUAUCGUCAAUAGGGUGCUUCAAAAGCUGUUACUUUAGAAUCUCGAAUCAUUGAAAAUAUCGCAGCCCGAUCGUGGAAAAUUAAGCAACCUGACUCCUGACAAAUUGCAAUUUUGUAAGACUAUGAUAAUGCUUUAAAUGGAUCUUCUGGAAUAGAGGAAAAAACAGUAAUCAUAAGAAACACAGCAAUGGUGGCACAGAGAUAUUAUAUUUUGCAAACAGAUUUCUUGGAACAGGCAUGCAUUUAAUAGCAGUUUAUUUUCUUAUGUUUUUGGUUUGUUGUUCUUUGCAAUAAUGUUGCUGUAAAAAUAGAUGGGCGUUAUUGGGCUGGGAACAGGUGAAUUAGCUCAGGGGCCUGGAAUCAUUGAGGCCCAAAGAUGUGUUAUACAGUUCUGACUGGAAGAACUUUGUGUGUUAAUGUUCUUGAAUUCGAAAAACAGUGCAUGAAGUACGAACUGAGAGGGAGUUGUGUGUACUUUUGUAGUAGUAUUAUAUGAAAUAUAAUUGGCUUCAGAAUGAUCUGUAGGUAGACCCUUUAAAAGCAUGAGUGAAUCCCUUCUGGUGUUCUUUGGGAAUCACAGCCCAUGGAAAGUAGUUUGUUGUGAAGAGGGUGCAAAAAUGAAGGCAGGUGAAAAUAGGUAGACCUCAUUAAAAAAAACUUAUUGAACAUGUUUCCAACAGAUGUUGGGUGUUUUCCUGGGAAAAAUGGCACAACAUCUGUUACGUCUGUACGUCUAGGUCAAAAGGUCAAUUUAGAUUCCCAUGGUAGGAACCUUUUGGCAAUGGAAAGUAUGUUUGUAAAGUGACCAAACAGAUUGACUAUCAGCCUUUAAGUCCUUCUGUAUGGCAGAUGGCAAGAGUGGGAGAGACUUUUGGUCAGCCAUCAUACAGAAGGCAAUGGGAAACUACAGCAAUACUUUGCCCAUAGCAGUGAUUUCAUCAAAUAGAAGUCCUUGACCCAACACAUUGAACUAGACUGGGAGAAAAAACAAAGAGAUGUUAUUAAAUCUCCAGUCAUAAAUUUUAUUAUUCAGGUUUAUUCAGUUGGUGACUCAGGCAAUAUUGUAGCUGUAAAAUACUUAAGUAAUUGUUUCAAUAAUUUUUUUGCAGUACUUCAUUUAUGCAUAUAGUUUGUUAAAAAUCUGAAGGAACUAAAUGCUCUUAUUUUCCCUCUUUACUCUAUCAUAUUGGUACUUUGUACUACUUUGAAUUCAAUCACAUUUACUUGGUAACUCAAAACAACUUCUAAUUCCCUGAAAUAAUAACUUAACAGAUGCAUGAUGCUAUGAUGUCUAAUACCUCUGAAACCACACUUUCAUAUGAGAAACCUUUGGAAGGGCUAAUGUUAUGAACAUGUGCUAGAUGCAAGAAAUUAGUUAUAUAGAUGGAGAAACCUAUUUAGGUAAACUGGGCAAUUAUUGCUGAUAUAAGCUAUUAAAUAAAGCAAUAAAGAAUAUUUGUUUUGUUUGUAAAUAAGCAUUAAUAAUUAUCAUACUUCAAAUAUAUUUUAAAACUUCACUGUGUGAUAAAUACCUAUUUUGAAAUAAAUUUCACUUCCUGUCAAGAAAAAGAAAUCUGCUUCCACUACUCUGAUAAUGUAUCAGCUAUGUGAGAUCAGGCAAGCUUUUAAUAAUAGUUCUGAAGUUUUGUCUGUAAUCUGUUAAAAGUAUUUAUUUUAAAGUAUUGUUAUAAGUUCAAUUAUAAAUUCUUUUAAUGAAUAAGAUAUUCUAGCUGGUCUAGGAGAAAUAGUCAUAACUGUUGCAAGCUAUUUUCUAUUCUGUACGUCUGCGGUUGUAAAUUAUUACUAAUCACAUGGCUGCUUUGAGUAAAGAAAUGAGAUACCAUCUUCCUGAUGUGUUCUUUCUUUAAACACAAUAUUUUGAUUUUUAUAUAGUUUGCUUUUUGUGCAGUUUAAUUUUAAAUAUAUUUAUUUGUCUCUAUUAGAGUAAUUGGGUACAG
Hemiscyllium ocellatum (epaulette shark) is the source of this 5319-nucleotide messenger RNA. RefSeq names its product ribosomal protein S6 kinase alpha-5-like. Bases 12 to 2417 code for a protein of 801 amino acids. Gene Ontology annotation, molecular function: magnesium ion binding; protein serine/threonine kinase activity; ATP binding. The transcript is spliced from 18 exons. NCBI's taxonomy places the organism in Eukaryota, Metazoa, Chordata, Chondrichthyes, Orectolobiformes, Hemiscylliidae. Gene Ontology annotation, biological process: protein phosphorylation; regulation of DNA-templated transcription; intracellular signal transduction. The record is from RefSeq and is a predicted model, not a curated record.